Molecule: messenger RNA, 2928 nt
Organism: Hippoglossus stenolepis (Pacific halibut)
Lineage: Eukaryota; Metazoa; Chordata; Actinopteri; Pleuronectiformes; Pleuronectidae
Product: C-type lectin domain family 4 member M-like
Exons: 7
Coding region: 126-1517 (463 amino acids)
Molecular function (GO): signaling receptor activity
Source: RefSeq, a predicted model, not a curated record
GGGCGAAGUUACACGAAGACAGAAGGUUUGGUUUUAGUUUCUGAGACUGCUCAAAACCAAAUAACUCCACUUUACAAUUCUUUGACUGUGUUAUCAUAUCUCCAAACACAGACUCCAUUGCAAAGAUGACUGUCCAGUACCAUGCUUCUACUGUGACAAACAUGGACAUUGAAGAAAGUAAAAUUGUCUCUAAACAGUUUCUCGGGGAUGGCAGCAGCCGCCGCAAUUCAGAGUUUGUGUUGAGGAACAGUUCCUACAGGGUUGCCACAGUUUGCCUCGGGCUCCUCUGUGUUCUCAUGCUGGCCGGUAUCAUAGGUCAGAGCCUCCACUAUCAAAAAGUUGAAAAAGAACAUCAAGACAAUGUAAAAGUCAUGGACAAAGAGAAAGAGAACCUGCAGGACAGCCUGAAGUCAGUGCAGGAGGAGAAACAAGAUAUUGAAGCCAAACGGAUUCAGUUACAGAAAGAUACCAAUGUUUUAUCUCAAAAGAGAGACCAAAUAGAGACAAAUAACAAUUUGCUGAGCGAAGAAACAAACAAACUAAAGCUCAGCCAAAGCCAGUUAGAGACCACUAACAGUGCUUUGAACAAAAACAUUGAACAGCUGAGAGCCAGUAAAAGCCGGUUGGAUACCAAUUACAAUGUCUUGUCUGCAGCCAAAGAUCUGUUACAAAAACAAUAUGACACAGUGGUCAAACGUAAAGAUGAGUUACAGGGCAGUCAUGACUCGGUGAGCAGGGAGAGGGACAAUUUACAUAACAAAUUCAAUAAUGUCACCAGAUCUAAAGAGAAACUGCAGAUGAGUUACAAUGACUUGAUUAAAGACAUAGAACAUUUACAGGAGAGAUACAACGCAUCUACUGGUGAAAAGGACACGCUAGCAAACAGUCACCAAAACCUAACGACAGAAAGAGACACUCUUCAGGAAACUUUCAACUCACUUAAAAAAGCAACAGACAUAUUGCGGGCUAAUUACGCGACGUUGGCUCGGGAAACAAAAGCGCUUGAAAGCAGCUUUAAUAAAGUGACUGCAGAGAGAGAACUGCUGAUGGUGAAAAUCAGCAACCUGACUGCCGAGAGAGAUUAUCUCCAGGGCCUAGUUGACAAAAUGAACAAGACAAUGCAAGAUAAGAAGUGUAUCAAUGGCUGGCAGAAGUUGGAGUGCAGCUGCUACUACACUUCUAAUGGCAAGAGAAGCUGGCAGAAAAGCAGAGAAUACUGUCAAAGCAAAGAAGCAGACCUGGCAAUCAUCACAAGCCAAAAUGAAAUGAACUUCAUCAAUGGUUUGUUUGGAAAUGACAAACAAGUCUGGAUUGGAUUGGCUGAUGAAGGAGUAGAGGGCGAGUGGAAAUGGGUGGACGGGACACCACUGACCUUAGCGUUCUGGGCUGCAGGCCAGCCCAACAGCUAUAACGGGACGGACCAGGACUGUGGGGAGUUCUUGCACCGUGCGUCAGGGAAAGGCGAAUGGAAUGACGAGAACUGUAAUAUAGAACAAAACUGGAUCUGUGAAAUGUAGUGUUUUUCCUGUAUGGGCAGUGCUUUGGUUAAUGUUGGCUCCGUGCCUGACACUAAUAACUGUAAUCUUGAUAAUCACUCUCAGUUUAGUGUAGAGAGAAUAAACAUUGGGGACUGCUGUCCAGUACAUUGUAAAUAAUGACAAUAUUAAUCACAGUGACAAAAUUUACAUGGACACCAAUAUUCCAAAUAUUGAACUUAUUCAGAAAAAGACAAUAAUUUGAUUAUGGUGUUUAGAUGAGUUGCAUUAAGAAUAUUAAUACUACAUCAUACAUCUGACUUUUACGCAACCUUUUUGAAAAUAUCCCCAUUGCAAUAUUUGCGCCCAUCCACACCCUUCAUAAUAUCCAUUCCUCUUAAAAUGCAUAGCAUACUACUUUCUCCCUACUUCUUCAUAGUGGCAGCCGUCCUGUGAACAGGACAUGCAUCUUCAAGCAGCUGGUAACUGUUGAAUGUCAAUUUCACAAAAUGCUGUGAAGAACUCCUAUUCAUGUCUACAUGAUGUGACUAAGGUUGGAAUACACUCAAUUCGAUUGAUGCUAUGUCCUUUUGUACGACCUUAUUCCGGCUCAGUAAUCAGAAAAUGCUGUUUACACGGCAUUGUUUGAUUUAGACUGCUGUCUUAAUCAGGUAAAUGUCGGAAUAUUGACGCAUGUAAACAAAGUCAGUGUUUGCUUAGAAAUCUAUAUCGUGUGACCAUCUUACACAAAGGUACACAGCAUUGCUCACAGCCAAAUCUUGAAAUGGAGUGAUGCGCAGUGAGUAAUGUAUUAUUAAGUUGGAUAUAGCAGAAGACCCAGCUGAUAAAAGUGGAGCAGACACAGGUUGACGUAAAUUGUUUGGAACAGCUUGGUUAAAGGGUGACUGAGGUUUCCAUAGAUAUCUGUACACACUGUGGAAACUGUUUAAUAGUAAUGAAGGGUAACAAGUAAUUUAUAUCUGUGAUGAUUUGAUAUUUAGUAAAAUAAUUCAAUGCAUGAUGAUUGAUAUAUAGUUUACAGUUAACCAUUUAUAGAAAAAUACACUUUCAGAUUAUGUCAAGUUGAUUUGAUUGACAUACUGCACUUAUUGUAAUCACUUGACUCUAUGACUAAUGAAUGCAUUUCCCAUGUGCUGUACUCUUAAAGUGUUAAUUUACUGAUGUUGGCUAUUUUGUACUCAGUUGUUGUUGCUUCUUGUGUGACCACUAGCACAAACUGCACAUGUGGAUAACACUGAUUCUGGGAUAACAGCCUUAGUCAUAAACAUAGACUAUACUCUAUUACUACUGCAUCAUUAAUAUCCAUUGAAUUGGUGCUUUUACUAUUGAGAUGUACAUGUGAAAAAAAGACUGUGCUGUGCUUACAAUUCAAUUCCUUUUGUAAAACAUUCUGCAUUCUAAAUAAACAAAUUUUACAUUUUCAAGCAUACAA